AUUUCUUCAUCAUAUGCAAGUAUCAAACAAUAGGUCUGAUGAUGAGAUCAAAAGAACGAGUCCCACAAAGUACAACACCUCGAUUUUACAUUUUCCGGUUUUAUUGCUCCUUUCGGUAGAAUAAUCAACCAAAAAUAGUCUGUUCCGCUGUAGCUACAUGUGCUGGUUGCUUUUAAGUAAUCAGUGAACUGCCUACCCCCCUACAGUUGGAGCAUUAGUCCCACAAAGUUUUGCGCAGGUUCAAACUUUUUCGCCAUUGAAAUGUUAGCAGCAGCUGCUAGUUAUUAACAACAAGGUUGGGUCAUUUAUCUCUGAUAAAACAAUUGACAGUUAGCAAUCCUCAAUUUAGCUUAGCUAUUAGUGACUCAUCCUGGGCAUUAGCUACUUAAGUCUUUUGUUCAAUAUGUGCUGGGAAAAAUGGAACCGUGCCUGUACUACUUACUGCAUACCUGGACUCUUGGCAAUUCUUAGUUUUAUCACUUGCCAAUACAUCAAACCAGCUCAUCUGGAAGUCUCACGUAGCCAGCCUUACCGAAUAAGAUCCAUCCCGCAUGUGGAGGAUGAUGAGGAUCAUGAGGAAAAUGAAGAUGAGGAAAAUGAUGCCAGAAGCUGUAGCUGCUGUACUUAUAAAAGAUCUUGUAAAAAUUGCAGUAUUGUGAUGCUGUAUAUUACAAUUGUACUAUCAGUAUUACUGGUUAUUCCCAUCAGUGUAUAUCCUACUAGUGCAUUCAUUGCUGGGUGGGCUACAUGUCCAUACAGAUACAGUGAAGGAUCAAGGUCAAUUUGUUUUACUAUUGCCACAAAUGAAGAUACUACUGGAGUUGAUAUCAUAUUGAGAGAGACUGGAGAUGAGUUGAUACAUGCUAAUAACACACAUCAUGUGCAAAAAUUCAUUGACCUUACUAAGAUAGCUAUAUUGUUCUCAACAACAGCUAAUGGAGUGUCACAACUGUUCUUCAUAUUGGCACUGGUUUGUCUAUUUCUUAAACAUUACAAUUGGUCACGUGAGAUGAAGUUGAGCUGGUGGAAGAAAUUCAAACUGUAUUGCUGUUGCACAAGAGAUAAACAAACUGAUGAUAAGAAAGUGAUACCAUUAGAUCCUUUUAAUGAUGAUUAUGAAAAUGAAUUUAUUGAAUCUACUUCAAUUGCUGUUGUGUAUCAACAUGAACUUGAACAAGUUAUAAUAUUAGAAAACCCUCAGGCGGAACCAGGGCCUCAUGCGGAUCAACAAGAAAAUAACUUUUUCUCCCAACAAGACACCAGUACCAGUACAUUACUUCAAGGUGAGAGAUUAGGCCAUUACAACACAUGGUUUGCUAUUGGAUUGGUAAUGAUUGUGGCAAUCAGUAUUUUCUUUCUUUUAAUUCAAUAUUAUUUCAAUGAAAUAACAAUUAAUUGGCUGGAAUUUGUUGCUACUUCCUGUUACGCAUUAUCAUUAGUCCGUACUAUUGUCAGUUGCUUCAUAUUCUCAAAGUUGAUGUACGCUAUACAGAGAAAAUGUGAAGAAAUAGAAAUGUAUGUAUAUUACACUAAUGACAACAUCAAUGAGACUAAUGACAAAAUAAAGAAAUAUGUAGAAACGAUAUUUGAGUCUGAGCUUAAAACAGCAGCUACUGAAAUGCUAAAAUUUGUUAAAUCAUCUGGUAAUAAUAUUGCUAGUUUAGCGGAGAAGCUGGCUGGUGGUUUUUUGAAGGAGUUCAAUGAAAAUGCUGAAGUGAAGGCAUCAAGUAAUCAAAUAAAAGAGGCCAUUAAAACCCGUGUUAAUAGUCCACAUAGUAAGUACACUGACAAUACUUGCUGCAACAAUGCUUCUUUGAAAAAAAUUAAAGAAUAUGUUAUAGAUGGAAUAAACAGUGUAGAUCGUAAUGACAUUAGAGAGCAGCAUUACAUCAUACAAGAUGAAAGAAUGAAAAUUCAAGUUGCUAGCUAUGCCUAUGCUAUGAAGGAAUUGAUCAAAGGAUACAUCAAGGUAACUCAAGAUGAUGAUGAUGGCAAGAAAGCAUUAGCUUUAAAGUAUCUUAGGGAACGUGACAAACAUUUCAUUAAAACAGCAAUAGCAACACUUAGCUGGUUUCAGUUAUGGUUCCUACUCCAUUGGCUACUCCAUAUAAUAUCAACCUUCAUGAUAUUCACUGUACUUAUUGAUGCAGUGGCACUUCAUGUUAAGUACAAUGUACCACAUGUAGAGCAUGGAGUAGACUUUAACUCAAUUCAGAUAAUAUUCCUAUUCAUGUAUAGUCUGGUACAAGGUUUCUUACUAGUUUAUCCAUGUCUCAGGGCUGCUGGUGUCACCAGGACAAGGCAGCGUGUUAUGCAGCAGAUUAGUGAUGAAGAUAAGUUUACUAAUCUCCCUGAAGGUGUAAUACCAGAGUUCGUUGGCUCUAUGAAGAGGAGGAAGUUUAGCUUCAGGUUCCGUAUAAUGUGUGCCAGUAUAACUUUUAACUUGAACAUUGCUUAUUUGUCUAUUGCCUUUGGUUUUGUUGGUAUUGUAGUCAGUUUAAUAACUAGUGUCACUGGCUGAGAACAAUAUCAUUAGUAUAAAACUGCUUAUUAAUUUGUUUUGCCCCUAUACUAUUUUGGAUUUAGCGAGUUGUUGAUAUUAUUUUAGUUUUAUCUUGCUGCUGUAGUCAUUAGUUUUGUUCAUGAUAACAUUAAAAAACAAA
Molecule: messenger RNA, 2663 nt
Organism: Amphimedon queenslandica
Lineage: Eukaryota; Metazoa; Porifera; Demospongiae; Haplosclerida; Niphatidae
Exons: 4
Coding region: 404-2521 (705 amino acids)
Source: RefSeq, a predicted model, not a curated record